ACAUGAUUCAGUCUUUACUUGAUUAUAAAUACUUAUGGGUUUGAUCAAGAGGAACAACAACGCUUCGAAUGGGCGGCACCUACUCUAGCAACAUUAACAACAAGUUCGAAUAGGCCUUCUAUAAAAUUAAUUGUCCUCCAGCUGUUAGCAAAAAUGGGAGUCGUGGAAGAUGAUACGACCACCGGUGGUCGUCAUCCACAAUCUCUGCAAAUGUCCACUAUUGACUUUGAUGCCAUUCAACCUGUACUGCCCACAGGUUACGAUCCGACAAUAGUGGACAUGCAAUCAAAGCAGAUUCUUCGCCAUGCAGAGAUAACGUACGAAUUUUUUGGUAGAUAUUGCAAAGGGUUUGCCUCAUACGCCAGGAAGUUAGCGCGAUUGCGAGACAAAGGUGAUGAACUCGCACGCUGCAUCGUUUUCUGUUCGGAAACGCAGCCACACUCUCCCUCCACCAAAAGUCUACUAAACGAGUUCAGCACAGUAAUAACGUCUGUGCAAGAUCGACUUAACGGGAGUUUGCUGCGACUGGAAAGUCAUGUUGUUCCGGGAUUCUCCAAGUUUGGCAUGAUGGCGCAUUCUGUCAAACAAGAUGGUCAAAAGAGUAUUGCUUUGCGCCAGAAAGAAGCAAGGCUUGCCAUGGAGCUGCAGCAAAUGCAGAAUGCUACUAAAGCCGAAACCACGGUCCAACAGCGCCAUCAAAAAGCGGAAGCCGUGGCCCACGCGGCCACUGACGCGCGUCUCGCCCACGAGCAACUACUAGAACAGGCGGAUAAGUUUGAAAAGCAAAAACUGACUGAUCUGCGGCAGCUGUUGAUGAAUUUCCUGCAGAUUGAAUUAGGAUUCCACGCAAAAGCUUUGAAACUGUAUACUCAAGCUUACAACCAGAUAAAACGGUUAAAUAUGGCCGACGAUAUUGAAAGCUUUCGCGCCCAGAUGCGAAUACUGCAAGGCUCGAUGUCUGCCGGUCCGGAUCCGAAUCUUCUGCUGGAACACCCUGAAGUGGCUGCAAGAAUAGUCAGUGACUCUUCAUCAGGUUGUGAGAUCUCAAAGAAAACAGGCUUUCCAUUAAACGGUCAGGAAAUUAUUACGAGAAGUCCGAUCGCUAAAAUUUCAAGCGAAAUUAGCGAAGACAGACCUCCAUGCUCUGAAAAUCAGUCAUCUUCGUCAGAAGAUAGUUCCGCGUGAAAAUAAAUACUCAUAGUUUCACGGAAAGCUUUGGUGGUGCUUUUGAUGUCCAAGCGUCCGACCUGCAGCGUGAUGCUUGUUUUCAAAGUCUGAUCAUCAACACGAAAUACUCAGUAUAAAUAAUGCACAAACUACGAGUAGAAGUAUAUAAACUACUGCUCACGAAUAUGUACGUCCCCUGUAUUGGCAACUACCGCUGCUGAGUACUGUACUCUUAUUUUGAAUCCGUAAUACAGUAUGUCAUAAGCCCUCGAACUAUAUUAAUUUUUUCGCAGUACCUUGUACCGAUAUAAAAAGGAUAUCAGUAAUUGUUCUGGACAACAAGAUAAGCGGACUGCUUCAGCCACUCAUCCAAAAAUGGGUCAAUCUGAAACCAGCAUUCAAUACGCCCUGCCGAAGCUGGUGAAGUGUUGUGAAUGACCAGCGUUGAAUAGCACGAGCAGGUUCCGUUUUCCGAUAAAAUGCCUUGAACGUGGUUAUUACUGCCAAGAGUGGCAGCGUCAAUCUGAAGGAUGUGAAAUGGAUGAGUCUUUGGAGCAUAGAGGAUACCCUUUUCAUGGUACCAGAUAAACCGGUUGCUAUAAUCUUUGUUCGUUCCUUGAAGAAAUUCGAAUUUAGUGUAACACCGGAACUGAGCUGUCUGACCUUUGGGCUUAUUGACAUUCUGCAUUGGAGGACUAAAAACAUCGGUCAAGCGGUUAGAAACCAUGUUGCGGCAGCAGAAAUAAAACUCCAAGUCCAUGGAAUCUAGUACUACUAGUACUAUUUGCUACUAUUGACUAACGAUGAUGAGUAGCCCCUCCCUUGUCAUAUGGCAAAUUUGUUUUUGGUGCCACAUCGGUCUUUUCUUAGGCUGUUGUCUAAUAAAUAUAAUUUUUUCUGGAGAGCAACAGCCAUCUUUUCUCUCUUGAUGUUAAUCAAAGUCUAUUUGUGAGCCGCAUUCAUGUGCAAAGUGUCACAAGCCAGUUGAUGCUUAUGGCCACCACGGCUUAUCGUGUUCCUUUUCUGCUGGGAGACAACCGCGUCACGGCGGCUUGAACAGCAUCAUUUGUAGAGCACUGGUAUCAGCCGGUGUCCCUGCUAAACUGGAGCCCUGGGGAACAUCCCACACCUCGGAUCGUCGCCCAGAUGGGUGCACAACCUUCGCCUGGAAACGUGGCAUGUGCUUGGCGUGGGACGUCACCUGUGUUGAUACCGUCGCCCUAUCACACUUGAAAUCAACGUCAGCUACAGCUGGAUCCGGCGCAGCGCAGGCUGAGGAUAAAAAAGUGCGACUGUACUGGUAUCUGGUGGGAAGAUACCUCUUCGCGCCAGUAGCUUUCGAAACCCUUGGACCUUGGGGAAAGUCGGCUACCGCCUUGGUAAAAGAAAUCGGGAAGCGAAUUCAGAUGCAUUCGGGUGAACCUCGUUCCCAUGAGUUUCUGCGGCAGCGAUUAUCACUGGAAAUUCAGCGAGGCAACGCCGCUUGUGUACUCGGAACUAUGGAAGGAGCGGCAGCAUUAAAUGAGGUUUUGUUGUUCUAAUUAAUUGUUCAUGAUCUAUUAUGUACCCGCAUUUUAUGGAAUAAAUGGCGUCAUCAAAGUCUUACUUAUAUGAAAACAUUGCGAGCACUAAUCUUUACAGCCGAAAAACAGGCAUAAACAUAAAACAUUUUAACGCGAUCUCGUAUAAAGUAAUUUUUUUUUUGUAAUUUAAUUUCCAAUAAAGCGAUAACAAUAUCAAGAUUCAGUUACACUUAAACAAAACAGCAUUUUCCACGGUACCCAUAACAGAAGCGGCAUUUCCUCUUUGAAUAGCUAAAGAAAUGUUCUGCUUUAAAAACUCAUGGCUGCGAAUCUCGCC
Paramacrobiotus metropolitanus is the source of this 3027-nucleotide messenger RNA. Its product is annotated as CBY1-interacting BAR domain-containing protein 1-A-like. Gene Ontology annotation, cellular component: ciliary transition zone; ciliary basal body. Bases 154 to 1185 code for a protein of 343 amino acids. Gene Ontology annotation, biological process: cilium assembly. The record is from RefSeq and is a predicted model, not a curated record. The transcript has 3 exons. NCBI's taxonomy places the organism in Eukaryota, Metazoa, Tardigrada, Eutardigrada, Parachela, Macrobiotidae.